GUGAGACGGGCCUCCUUGGGAUCAGAGGACAAGCAUUGGCAAGGCUUUGCUUAUGUGGAUUAAAACGGCCAGAAUUGCUAGCCAUCCUGCUUUUUAAGGUGCGUGUCUUGGGGAUUCUGGGAGUUGAAGUCCUGCAACUGAAUCGCACCAGGGUUGGUCUUGCUGUAUCCAAGGCCGGGAACCGACCGCAGGAGGCGCCCUGGCUUUGAAGGCCGUUCGGCCUGGAGGUGGAAGAGGCGAGCAGUGCGCAUGCUCCCCGCUGGCCCGAUGUUGACUUCCUUGUUGGGCGGGACCACGGAACAAACGCGUGGCCGGGGGUGGGGCCAAGCCCAGAAACCAACACAAUAAACAGGGCGGGGCGCCUGGGGGCGUUGACCAAUCCAAAGGCCGAACGGAGUUACGAGACCCGUGCGGACCUAUGACAGCCGCCACGGGAUGUUGCUCCGCCGUGGCUGGCCAAUGAGGCUUCCCUUGCAGGCAAAGCAGAAUAGCGACGGAACCGUCGAAGGAAACGUCAUCCCGGGGCUCGUCCAAUCAAUCGAUACGAUUAUCGCGAUGAAGCGCCUCCCAGCGACCGAGCCAAUGCCCGGACCAAAGGGGGGGGCGGAGCUGGUGGUGUUUUCUGUUCCGCUUAGGGCCAAUGAGAGAAACGGGAAAGCGGAAGCAGUGCCGGCCGCCCAAUCGCGGCCGCGCUUGGGCGGGGAGCGGGUUGGCCUGCGGUCGCAUGGGGCGGGCUUGGCCGCGUCGAGUCUGUCAGGCUGAGGUGGGGUAAACAGAGGCGGCGGCGGCGGCGGCGGCGGCGGCGUUGCGGGGAAGCGAGAGGACGAGCCGGCUAAGCCGGCAAAAUGGCGGCCGCCGCGCAGGUGUGCGAGAACAUCCAGAUGCUGCUGGAGGCGGCCGAGUUCCUGGAGCGCCGCGAGCGAGAAGCCGAGCACGGCUACGCUUCCCUGCUGCCCUUCAGCGCCAAGGAGAGGGAGGCCUUCAAGCGGAGGAGCCGGCCCAAGAAAGGCGGCGGCGGCGGCGGCAGCAGAUCCACACAUAAUGAAAUGGAGAAGAAUAGGCGUGCCCAUCUGCGAUUGUGUCUGGAGAAGCUUAAAGGGAUGGUGCCUCUCGGGCCAGAGUCCAGUAGACAUACUACACUGAGUUUACUUACAAAAGCUAAAUUGCACAUAAAGAAACUUGAAGAUUAUGACAGGAAAGCAAUACACCAAAUAGAUCAGUUGCAGCGAGAACAGCGGCAUCUGAAAAGGCAGCUGGAGAAACUGGGCAUUGAACGCAUACGGAUGGACAGCCUGGGGUCCACCGUGUCCUCCGAACGGUCAGAUUCAGACAGAGAAAUUGAUGUGGACGUGGAGAGCACCGACUAUCUCACCGGGGACCUCGACUGGAGCAGCAGCAGCAGCAGCAGCCCCCCGAGCGAUUCUGACGAGAGGGGCAGCUUGCAGAGCGUCUGCAGUGACGAGGGUUAUUCGAGCGCUGGCAUUCAGAGAAUAAAGGCACAGAACCAUCUUAAGGGCUGCCUCAGCCUCUAAGGAGCCAGUCGCCUCCCCUCCCUUGCCCUGCCCACGGCUCUUCCCUUCGUGGAUUUCGCUAGGUAGUAUGUGGGGCUGCUCCACAGUUCUCUUGCACGUAAACUUCUUGUACCAUCAACAUCACCAAAAUCUGCUUUGCCUAAGUCUGAAAACAGCGCAUAGUGUUGUGGGUUACACGUUCCUCCCUGGCGCGCACUUCUGAUGGCGUCCACUAGCUUCUCUUUUCUAGCCGUAAAUCCAUCUCUGUGAGACUGAACAUUCCAGCCAGAAUUCUUAGCAGCCCCCGGAAUAUGGCUGUGGUAACAGCCACAUACGUGUUUUGGGCCUGUGCUGCAAUUCAUACUCUGGGUGAAGGUGGGGAGGGGGCAAGGGUGAUUGUAUAUGAAGCCAGACUAGUCGUCAGGCACGGCCACUGUAAAAGGAACCCUACUUUUUUUGACAUCCAUUGUAUCCCAGCGGCAGGCAGAAGUUAGAAAAAUGAUACGACAGGCUUGGAAGAAGAACAUGUGCUGGUUAGGGAAUUGUGCAGUGAAUCUUUCCAGUCACUGUUAAAAAAUCAUUCUGAAAUGUCCCAAGUCAUUAUAGUAAUAAAGUAGCCAACCCUGAGGUUGGGAAUAGGAUGGAGAAAGGUGUCCAAAGAGACUCAGUUUGGCAGAAGAAGGGCCGGCCGAGUGGAAUUGUGCUGGGGAGGGUUUCCUCUCUCAGCUGCCAGGAUCUCAAUGUUUUCACGUCAGGUGACCAAAUGCAACACUUGGGCAGUCUUGAUGCGAUGCCGUCUUUGCAUUGAUAGCUGCGUGUUCCUUUCGUUGCUAGCAGCUCUCCGGGCUCUGCUGAGUCUUUUUGUCUCUGGGACAAUUUUUUCUACCUCAGAGAGAUGAACAAAGCUGAUCUCAACCCCUUUAGCACAAAUGAAUUGUGAUGCCUCGUUUGUAUACUUGGUACUAGUCCGACCUGUUUCCUUAAGAAUUCAGCAAUAACUCUGAGCGACCAAGUUAGCUGCGCUAGCUUUCCCUGAAUGGCUGAGGAGAUUUCCUCCGAGGAAUUCCAUGGCUGCCCUCUUGGCAUUCUAGCACUUCUUUUACCCCGUGACGUUCUCUGGGAGGCCGCCCAAUGGUGCCGUGUGUGGUUUUGGUUUGGAUGUGGGAUGUUGGGCUGCUUCUCCUCUGCCCCCUUUUUGCUCUGUCUCUGCACGCCUGGACAUCUGCAGCGCUUUUCAUUUAAGCUGAGUAGAGCACAUGCAAAUGUACAUAAUGUGGUCUAUAAAUAGUAUUUAUUCAUUUUUAUAUCAACCUGAUGUACUAUUCUUAUGAUUUUGUGCUUUUAUAGAUGAUUAGGAAACUUUGUAUGUCCAGGUCUAAUGAAACUUCCUCUCCUCCUUUUUGCUUUGAGCGGCGGCCCAGUUUCUGGGCUUCCAGUGACUUUUCACAAGGAUUCUUUGUAUGCAGCUAGUUCUCCCCCAGCACUUACAGGCCGGCUCUAGUCCAGCCAACUUCCUGUCACUUCACUCUCAAAGGGCUAUGUGGCAAGUGGCGCGCUUUACUAUGUAUUCCAUGUUUGCUUGUAUCCACUACCAGAUUCUCAAGCAAAUAAUAUGGAAGUGGAUUUUAUUUGAAGAAAGCUGGUUUUUGAGAUGGGAAGUGGGGCUAGCGGAUGGCUAAAGAGCUCCAUAUCUCGGUGUCUUGGAGCUGCCUCGAAACAAGAGCUGGAAUCCUCAGUGGUCAGCUGACCCGCACUGACCACUUCCUUGCUGGAGACUUUCCUCCUGCGUCAGUUUAGCAGCUGGCUGGCAUCUAGGAGUCCCUGCGGAAAACCCUCCAGGGAGACUGAGCCUGCAGCUUGCACCCCCUUGAUUUGGACAGGUUCCUUGCCAGAGGCCUUUGAGUUUGUUAAUGAGCUGCAUAAAAUUGCCUCUCACAUUCAACUCCAUGUUGUCAUCUUAGAGUUCAAAGUAGCCUUUGAUUUGGAAGGUAUUUGAGCAUGUUUUUCUUUAGAAGUAACCAAACUUACUUUUUUCUUCUUUUUAAUUAUUGUUGUGCCUUCCGUGAGUUACUGGGCACAGUUUACUUCAGACCUCUCCUGGCCAGGAGGGCUCCCCCUCUGAAUAAAUGGAAGUGGUGGAUAUGUCCAUAGUGCAUUUGAGAAAGUAGACUUUGGAGGGUGCAACUUCUUUAGUAAAGUACUUUGGAGUUUCGUUUUGUUGUCCUUAUUGCGAACCAGUAAUUGAGCUUUGCACUUUCUGGAUGUGGUCCUUUCAAAAUGUGGUUGGUACAGAAAAUAAUUACAACUCCAUAAAGGAUGAUGCACUAAUUUCAGAAGCUCGAUUAAAGCUAUAUCUCUGAUGUUUCAAAAACAUCUAAAUGAAUAGAUGAGUUUAUCCGAGAGGCUUUGAGGGCCCCUCCCAGCGUCUUGGGGAGGGCUGCCCUUGGAUCCAUCCCUGAGACAGUUGCCCCACCGCCUGCAGGCUCCGUCCCGCCUGAACCCUGCCCAAGCGCUCCGGAGGGUUGUGUAGCCCUGGGCCAUGUUUCUCAGCAACGGUGUAGGUGUAGCCGUUGCCUUGUGGAGGGAGAGGAGCCGGAGCUUCCUACGCUGGCUGGCUGGCCGGGCUGCCCUGGAACGAUUGUGCAGGCAGCAGGGACUGGGCUCUGCCCUGUUAAGGUGGAGGCUGGGCCGUCAAAGGCGACAUUCCGGUGUGGCCACAGCCUUUCCGCCCUAUUCACUGAUCCACCAGCAUUCAUUAUUGUGUGAUAAGCUGCAGAAAAUUAAUUUUGUAGAUCAUUCAUGGGGAGCUGCGUUUCUCUAUCUGUGUUUACAGCUGGACGUUUGUGUGGGUGUGCGUGGGUGUGCUUAAAAUACCACACUAAACACUGCGGCACUGAGCAACUUUUUUGCAGACAGCAAACCCAGGGGAUACUUGGUUGGAAAUGGAAGUUGAGAAUUUGUGCUCUUAUUCAUCCAAAAUAAACAUGGCUGUCAGGGUGACAAUCUGAAAUAUCCCAAAAGUAUUGUCUUUACCUGGUGAAUCUUUUCCUGAGUGUUGAACACCCAGAAAUUUUAUUACUGUGUAUUUUUCUAACAAAGCAGAGCUUUCAAGGUGCUGAUAGACACAUCUUGUGAACUGUUUUUCCAGGGUUUGUGUGAAUACCUGUUUUUGAUUCAAAUUCAAAGCACUUAUUUGAAAUGUGUAAUUAGGUGCCACAAACAAGGUUGCAGAGCUCUGGGCAUUAGCAGGGUGUGCACUGCCAACUGCCAUUUUAGCACUUUGUU
This is a messenger RNA of Notechis scutatus (mainland tiger snake), 4796 nucleotides long. RefSeq names its product MAX dimerization protein 1 (gene MXD1). Gene Ontology annotation, biological process: negative regulation of transcription by RNA polymerase II. Gene Ontology annotation, molecular function: protein dimerization activity; RNA polymerase II cis-regulatory region sequence-specific DNA binding; DNA-binding transcription factor activity, RNA polymerase II-specific. The record is from RefSeq and is a predicted model, not a curated record. Lineage: Eukaryota; Metazoa; Chordata; Lepidosauria; Squamata; Elapidae.